Molecule: messenger RNA, 1704 nt
Organism: Kluyveromyces lactis
Lineage: Eukaryota; Fungi; Ascomycota; Saccharomycetes; Saccharomycetales; Saccharomycetaceae
Exons: 1
Coding region: 1-1704 (567 amino acids)
Source: RefSeq, a predicted model, not a curated record
AUGUUUUUCCGUAAGCUCAGUUUAUCAGGGUCAUGUGACUACAAAAAGCCUCCGGCUUAUAAUCAGAACGACGAUUUAAACCAUCUGCCCGUUGUGCUUGACCAAAGAAUCUCUCCAGCAGGACCGAAAAUUAAUCCCUUUAACGGUGGGGAUAACAAUUCUGGUGGGUCCUCUCGGCCAAUUAUUUCAUUGAAGAGCCUUAAAAGGCAGAACGUUAAUGUAUCAUCAUCCUUCCUAUAUAAUGCAUUUGAUGAAUCACUGAAUCCGACCAAAAAAAUUCAUGAUUCGAACACCAUGAGGGUUGAGUUAGUCUUGGAUAACGAUACUGUAUACUUACCUGGUUUGAAAGAGGAUUUAAGAUCGCAUACCUCUUUAAUGGAUUUGAACCGUUAUCCAGGUGAAGAAGAAGAAUUAUCCAACUAUAAGGCUUCGUUGACAGGGAAAUUAGUCAUUACUGUGAAAUCUACGUCUUUGAUAGUCCAAGAUUUGAAAGUGAGAUUGAACGGUUACUCAAGGGAGUAUAUCUGUGUUUUGGGGUCGAAUAAGGGCCAAACUCAAAAUGACCUAACAGAUUCCGACGAUACAGAAGAUGACCUUUUCUACGUUCAAAAGAAAAAAGAUAGAUCGGUUAGACUCUUGAAAGAUAAUUCUAGUGACAAUUUCAGUUCUUUCAAACCUUUUGUCACUGAUGAGAUCUCAUGCUUUGAAAAAUUCCCUAUGGUGUUGACGAAAGGUACAUAUAUCAUUCCAUUCACAUUCAUUUUGGAUCCCUUCAAUUAUCAUUCUUCGUUUGAUUCACUGGUUGGUGCAACAUCUUACAGAAUCGAAACUUUAAUGACUGUGUUACCACCAUUUAAUGGUACCUCUUCAAUUAAUAACUAUUGUAAUACCCAAUUAGCUUCUAAGUUCUCAGAAACUAUCUUUUUAACGCAUAAAUUUCUGAUCACUAAGACGUUGUCCCCAUCAUCACUUUUAAAAUAUGAAUCAAUCAGUUCACAGGGAACUUAUGACGAAGGGUUCUUAGAUUAUGAUUUUUUCAUAUCUUCUAAGCUGAUUGAACUAAACUGUCCAUUUCACUGUCAGUUUAAUUUUCUGACGAAAAUGGGAGCUAAAGUCACCAAGGUCACAGUUUCCCUAGUGCAGCUUGUUCUGAUACCAUGCCUCAAAUCAGAUGGCAUUACACCCUUGAAGAAAUCGUAUAUCCAAACUAAUACCGUCCAUUUGGGUCAUUAUUUUCCCACUCCAAAUGAUAACGAAUCGAAGCUGGUAACUGCUAAAUUCGAAGAACUUGUAAUUAACACAAACUCUAAAACAAGUUCCUUAAUGACUAAGAUCUUGCCAUACUACUGUGAGGAAUCAAGGUUAAGGUUAAGCAGGAGGAACUCAACUGAGAAACGUUUUAAACUUAAGAUUACCCAUCAUUUAAAGAUAACUGCUGGUACAUCUCUGGAAGAUUGUACUAACGGCACUUUUCCUGACAAAACAAGACGUAUUAACAUUAAUUUCAAGGUGCCCGUUAUGAUAAUUGAUAAAAAUAUGGGUUCCAGCUUGCAUUUACCAGCUUACGAACCAGCUAUGGAUGGUAAAGCCAUGCCCGUUUCCAUUGGUAGUGAAUUUGAUCAAACAAAUAAUUCAUCUCUGAUAUACAUUCCUUCAACUUCAUCUAGCUGCUCUCCGCCAAGUUAUAACAGCUUAGGUUUCUGA